Molecule: messenger RNA, 732 nt
Organism: Bipolaris sorokiniana ND90Pr
Lineage: Eukaryota; Fungi; Ascomycota; Dothideomycetes; Pleosporales; Pleosporaceae
Exons: 1
Source: RefSeq, a predicted model, not a curated record
AUGCUGCUGCUAUUUACUGAGAUUGACAGGGGAUUUGGAUGGACUGACGAUUUAGUAGGGGGAAAUAUCCCCCCUUAUGCGAUCCUCUCGCACACCUGGCAAGGGGAGGAGGUGACGCUUGCCGAUUUGAAAGAUUCACCUAAUGGUGGAAGAGACAAGAAAGGGUAUAAGAAGCUUCUAUUCUGCGCUCAACAGGCUGCGCUGGACGGUCUGGAAUACUUCUGGGUGGACUCCUGUUGCAUUGACAGGUCUAAUUCGGUCGCACUUGAAGAUGCUAUCAACUCUUUGUUUUACUGUUAUCGGAAUGCAGCAAAAUGCUACAUCUAUCUAUCUGAUAUCUCCACACCGGACUGGGAAGAAACUAGCAAAAAAUCUGAUUGCAGGUGGCAGUCAGCUUUUAGGAAAAGCAAAUGGUUCGCCCGGAGUUGGACCCUUCAGGAGCUUCUUGCCCCGCGUUCGGCCGAGUUCUUCUCCUGUGAAGGCCAAAAGCUUGGCGAUAAGAACACACUUCGGCAAACUCUCCAUGAGAUAACUGGAAUUGCUACCCAAGCCCUUGAAGGAAGACCUUUGGCUCAUUUCAGUGUAAGAGAGCGGUUGUUGUGGGCAGCAAACCGCGGAGCAACACUGGAAGAAGACCAGGUAUACUCUCUUCUAGGCAUUUUCGGCAUCAAAAUGACGAUGAUGUAUGGAGAAGGCAGCUGGAACGCCUGUCUUCGCUUUUGGGAUGAGAUU